Bactrocera neohumeralis is the source of this 1222-nucleotide messenger RNA. It is a transcript of the gene Ublcp1, whose product is annotated as ubiquitin-like domain-containing CTD phosphatase 1. The coding region runs from base 50 to 1054 and encodes 334 amino acids. Gene Ontology annotation, biological process: protein dephosphorylation. The transcript is spliced from 2 exons. Gene Ontology annotation, cellular component: nucleus. Lineage: Eukaryota; Metazoa; Arthropoda; Insecta; Diptera; Tephritidae. The record is from RefSeq and is a predicted model, not a curated record. Gene Ontology annotation, molecular function: protein serine/threonine phosphatase activity; protein binding.
UUUGUAUUUCUACCCGGCGCUCCGAAUUCGCAUAAAAUUGCACUUCGCAAUGGCAACCGAGCCAGAACCGUCAACUUCCAAAAAAGUUAGUGAAAUACUCCAAGCUUCGAUCAUUGUAAAAUGGGGUGGCAAAGAAUAUCCAAUUACAGAUUUAACCGAUCAGGAUACUGUGGCUGUGCUGCGCCAUGAAAUCUUCAAACUCACACAGGUGAGACCGGAGCGGCAAAAAUUGAUAAAUCUCAAGUAUAAAGAAAACAAAGUGGCGCCUGAUGAUACUAAAAUUUGUGACUUGGAGUUGAAACCCAACUUCAAAUUAAUGAUGGUAGGCUCGACUGAGGCAGCUAUAGAGAUUGCAUGUCAACUGCCUGAUGAUAUUGCCGAGGUGAUAGAUGAUUUUGAUGUAGCCGAAGAAGAGGACUUGGUAGAGAAAUCGCCCGUUUACUUGGCGAAAGUACAACGACGCGUUAGAGAAUAUAAAAUAACUGAGCUUAACCCGCCAAGGGAAGGGAAGCGUUUGCUUGUACUUGAUAUUGAUUACACCUUAUUCGAUCAUCGAUCUCCCGCCGAAAAUGCUUCGGAGCUAAUGCGACCAUAUUUACAUGAAUUUUUGGAAUCUAGUUACGAAAAUUAUGAUAUUGUUAUAUGGUCGGCAACUGGUAUGCGUUGGAUUGAGGAAAAAAUGAAAUUGCUAGGUGUAAGCAACAAUCCUAAUUACAAAAUAAUGUUCUACUUGGACUCUACUGCCAUGAUUUCAGUAUAUACGAUUGAACGUGGUGUCGUAGAUGUGAAACCGCUCGGUUUAAUUUGGGGGCAAUAUCCGCAAUAUAGUGCCAAAAAUACCAUCAUGUUCGAUGAUAUACAACGUAACUUUCUAAUGAAUCCUCGUUCAGGUUUACGUGUACGACCCUUCCGCCAGGCACACAUAAGUCGACAUACUGACAAAGAACUUGUCAAGCUUUCGAAGUACCUGCGCGAUAUUGCAAAUGAUUGCGACGACUUUACUAAACUAAAUCAUCGCAAAUGGCAGCAUUACGAUCAUCGUAGACACCGAUAAUAAAAGGCAAAACAAAAAUGAAAUGAAUUGCAGCAGUUUUUUAAAGCCCAAAUGUACGUUACUACAUAAAAUGGAUGUUUGAUUGAUGCUAAGCUCUUUCGCUCAGCACAGCUAAGCGAUAUUUGAAAUAAAAUUUCCGGCGUUUUUACACAUCUGCUUAGCAACGAA